This is a messenger RNA of Chinchilla lanigera (long-tailed chinchilla), 5749 nucleotides long. It is a transcript of the gene Znf800, whose product is annotated as zinc finger protein 800. NCBI's taxonomy places the organism in Eukaryota, Metazoa, Chordata, Mammalia, Rodentia, Chinchillidae. The record is from RefSeq and is a predicted model, not a curated record.
GAGGGGCGCGGGUCCGGAGCUCGCAGCCGGGGCCCCGGGGCGUUCGGGGCUGACGCGUCCUUGCCUCUUCCCGCAGCCGCGCCGCGAUGAGGAGCUUCUCACAGUGAGCGGAAAGUAGGUCGCACCCGCUGAAAAUGCCUUUGAGGGACAAAUACUGUCAGACUGACCACCAUCACCACGGAUGCUGUGAGCCAGUUUAUAUCCUGGAACCUGGAGAUCCUCCUUUGUUACAGCAACCACUACAGACAUCCAAAUCUGGUAUUCAACAAAUAAUUGAGUGCUUUCGAUCAGGAACCAAACAGCUUAAGCAUAUUUUAUUGAAAGAUGUGGACACAAUUUUUGAAUGUAAAUUAUGCCGCAGUCUCUUCAGAGGAUUACCAAAUUUAAUUACCCACAAGAAGUUCUAUUGUCCACCAAGUCUUCAGAUGGAUGACAACCUUCCUGAUGUAAAUGAUAAACAAAGCCAAGCCAUAAAUGAUCUCCUAGAAGCCAUAUAUCCAAGUGUGGACAAACGAGAAUAUAUUAUUAAGUUAGAACCCAUAGAAACUAAUCAAAAUGCAGUAUUUCAAUAUAUUUCAAGAACUGAUAAUCCCGCCGAAGUCACAGAGUCAAGUGGUACUCCUGAGCAAACUGAAGUUCAAAUACAGGAAACUACCACCGAACAGUCUAAAACAGUAACAGUUACAGACACAGAGGUGGAAACUGUAGAAUCUCCUCCUGUUGAGAUUGUUGCUGAUGAAGUUGCACCAACAUCCAAUGAACAACCUCAGGAAUCACAGCCUGACCCGGAAACUUCUGACAAUUCUGAUUUUGGUCACCAGUUGAUAUGUUGUCUUUGCAGAAAAGAAUUCAAUUCUAGACGAGGUGUUCGUCGUCACAUUCGAAAAGUACACAAGAAAAAGAUGGAAGAAUUAAAAAAGUACAUUGAAACACGAAAGAAUCCAAACCAAUCCUCUAAAGGGCGCAGUAAGAAUGUUCUAGUUUCAUUAAGUAGGAGUUGUCCAGUAUGUUGUAAAUCAUUUGCUACAAAAGCGAAUGUAAGGAGGCAUUUUGAUGAAGUUCAUAGAGGACUAAGGAGGGAUUCAAUUACUCCUGAUAUAGCAACAAAGCCCGGGCAACCUUUGUUCCUGGAUUCUGUUUCUCCUAAAAAAUCUUUUAAGACUCGAAAACAAAAGUCGUCUUCAAAGGCUGAAUACAAUUUAACUGCAUGCAAAUGCCUCCUUUGCAAGAGGAAAUAUAGUUCACAAAUAAUGCUUAAAAGACAUAUGCAAAUUGUUCACAAGAUAACUCUUUCUGGAACAAACUCUAAAAGAGAGAAAGGCCCUAAUAAUACUGCCAACAGUUCAGAAAUAAAAGUUAAAGUUGAACCAGCAGAUUCUGUAGAAUCUUCACCCCCUUCCAUUACCCAUUCUCCGCAGAAUGAAUUAAAGGGAACAAAUCAUUCAAAUGAAAAAAAGAACACACCGGCAGCACAGAAAAAUAAACUUAAACAAGACUCUGAAAGCCCUAAAUCAACCAGUCCGUCGGCUGCAGGUGGCCAGCAAAAAACCAGGAAACCAAAACUUUCAGCCGGCUUUGACUUUAAGCAACUUUACUGUAAACUUUGUAAACGUCAGUUUACUUCUAAGCAGAACUUGACUAAACACAUCGAGUUGCACACAGAUGGAAAUAACAUUUAUGUUAAAUUCUACAAGUGUCCUCUUUGCACUUACGAAACUCGUCGGAAACGUGAUGUGAUACGACAUAUAACUGUGGUUCAUAAAAAGUCAUCUCGCUAUCUUGGGAAAAUAACAGCAAGUUUAGAGAUCAGAGCUAUAAAAAAGCCUAUUGAUUUUGUUCUAAAUAAAGUGGCUAAAAGAGGCCCUUCAAGGGACGAAGCAAAACAUAAUGAUUCAAAACAUGACGGCACUUCCACUUCUCCUACUAAAAAGUAUGAGGUAGCUGACGUCGGUAUUGAAGUAAAAGUCACAAAAAACUUUUCUCUUCACAGAUGCAAUAAAUGUGGAAAGGCAUUUGCCAAAAAGACUUACCUUGAACAUCAUAAGAAAACUCAUAAGGCAAAUGCUUCCAAUUCACCUGAUGGAAACAAAACCAAAGGCCGAAGUACAAGAUCUAAGGCUCUUGUCUGCCUGGGGAAGCCGUCGCCCCGCAGCGCCGCCAUCCUGCGCCCGGCCGUCCCCGGGCCGCCCGCCGCCCGCCCGCACGGCGCCCGCAGCCUGUACCUCAGCCGCCUCCGCCCGGACCUGCGGAGCCCAAGGCCGCCGGCAGCAGCUCCUGACCUUCAGCCGGGGCCCAGACUCCUGUCGCCGCGCUCGGCCGACCCUGGGCCCCAAGCCCCUCAGACCACGUGCCUUAGGGCCGCGCCGGGCCGGGUGGCCCCUGGGCUGGUCCUUGCUGCUCGAAGCGCGCGACUGCUUCCCCCGCCGGAACCCGGCCCUGAGCCUCUGUCACACGACAAGAUUCUUUUCCUUCCUUCUCAUAACUUACAGCCUUCCCGCUCAAGUUCCUUUCACUAUUAGUUGUAAAGACCAGAUCCUAAGCAGUCUUCUCCACCUCGAGUUCUGUUAUCAAGCCAGCUCCUGCCCCUCGCUACUGCCCAGUGGCAGAAGAUUGUUUAGUAGCUGUGCCUGUCCCCAGUGACUAUGAAGUGGCUGACAUAACCCAGAGUUGUGUCGCGCGCAACUGUGAUUGAACUUGAACUCUGGCAUUCAGUCCCCACUUUCCUGUAACUUCAUCUCGACCAUUUCUUUCCUUCUGAGUCAGUCCUUGCUCCCACGGUUCUAACCUUGUCAUUGUUAGAAAAGCUAACCGCUCUGCAACCCUGUCAGCGGUGACCACAGCAAUGUAACUCUCACAGCUGCUCCAGGGAGCGUAGGUGGCUGACAGCUCCCCUCUGCUGAGAAGUGCUUCUUGGGGCCACUCCCAGUACUGAUUGAGCCAGGCUUAGUAUUGGUGGCAGCCCAUUCAAGUGAGAUGCAUGAGGCCCAUAAUGAGCGAUUUGGGCAUGGGGACCACUUAAUACAGCUGGAACUUUCUUAGAACUGUGCUGCCUUGGUCUGAGGUUCUUGCCCAGUCUUCCUCUCCUUUCACAGUGGGUCAGACCUGCCUAAGGUAUGAAUGCUCCCUGCCUCCUCUCCUGCCCUCUUUCCUUCAUCCUUCACGGGUGUCCCAUCAGUAGAACUCUUGCAUGUUCAACCAUGUCUUGGUGCCUGCUUCUAGGACCUGAACUAACAUGUUUCAGAUAUUCCACUCUCUGCUCACCAUAUUCCUAUCCUGGGCUUUUUGCUCACUGUCUUAGGUGCAAUUUCUUCUCUAGCCUAGAUUCCAUGCUCCGUUUUUAUAAUCCCACUCCUUGAAAUGUAGUUCUCUCAGCUCUUAAACCUCAGUUCCUUCCAAGUUGUUUCUUGAAAAAACCCCAGUCCUUGUUAAACCUUACCGUCUUCCUUGCAUGGGCCUGACUGAGAGAGCAGAACAUUUUCUUUAAGAAAAUCACAAAAUUCAAGCAACUAGUUUUUCUUUCAGUCCAUUUUCUGAAACCUAAAAUUGGUGCUGUUCCUACUAUAGUCUCAGUCUCCCUUUUGUAAAACUUCUGUUCAUGCAUUUUCGGUUUCUCACAAUGCUCUGGUCCUCCCUCCCUGUUUACUUCAUAUUUCACUGAGAAAAAUAGGAGUUACUAUAUCCACACUUCUCAUUUUUCCACAAGACUCUGCAGCCCGCUACCUUGGGAGCCAUCUUUCUUUUUGUGGCUGUAGAGGAAGUUUUUAAGGCCGGCCCUUCCUUUUGUCCUCUGAAUUUCACCUUGGACCUAGUUUUGAAGAACUGUCCCUUUAGGUUUUCACUUUCUCUUUUCUGCAUCACCAAUCCCUUUCCCCUCACUGGAUUGUACUCCUCAGCCUCCAAGCAUACUCCAGUAUCUUCAUUUUAAUCAAAUCUUCCUUUGUGCACAUGGUCUCCAUCUGUAGCCAAUUUUAGCUCUCCUUUGGAUCUGCUUCUUUAUGCAGGUGUCCUUUCAUGUUAUAUGUGUUUCCUAAUCUCUACUUUUCAGGCCACAGUGAUUCAGUGUCCCCAUUGACAUAGGGACAGCGCCCUUAUUAAGGUCUCCAGGCAUUUCCUACUUCCGGUCCAAAGGGUGCUUUGCUCUGCUCACCAUGCUCACUACUUUAAAUGUUUUCUCUUCAGUUCAAACCACUGUUUUCUGCUAUAUUUCAUUCUGUGUCUCCUACUCUCCAGGUUUAUAACCCAUUUUCUGCCUAAUAAUUGAAAAGUUGGGGAUUUUGCCACCCUCCUGGUCCCUCUUUUAUUUCUGUGUUCUUUUCCAGGCAUCUUACCAAUUUUCAUAGACUUAAGUACCAUCUCUAUGCUGAAACGAUUUUCACGUUUGUAUAUCUUACCUAGACCUUUCCACUAGGUUCUAGAUCCAUAUAUCUAAUGGUUUCCUUAAUUUAUUCCUUUGGUUGUCUUAGAUCUCUAAAACUCAACAUUUGCAAAAAUCUAAUUUCUCUUUCUCAUCUCAAACCUCAUUUCCCUAUUGCGAUAAAUAGUACUACCAUUCAGCCAGUUGUUCAAGCCAGAAACCUAGGAAUCAUCCUUCCUUUAAUGACCUGUUCCCUACACCAAGUAGAUCACUUAAUUUAUCAGUUUUAUUAUCCAAAUAUAUCUUCAUGCUGUCUAGUUCUUUCCAAGUUGAAUGCCAUCACUUGGUCCUGAUAGUGUGUUUUCUCACCUGAAUAUUAGGACAGUCCGUCCUACUUGGUCUGUCUGCUACCACUCUUGAUCCACUUCAACACGUUUUUGACACAGUGGCAACAGUGACCAUUCCUAUAAAUUGAAUCAAGUAAACUGUUGAUUAUAGGGUAAGAUCUAAACUCUUUACUCUGGCUCAUUCAGCCCUGUAUAGUCUGACCCUAGCCUAUUAUCUAACCCCACCUAUGCUCACUGUUACUUGCCAUAAUGCAGCCACUCUUGACUUCUGCAAUACGCCCAGAUCUUUCCUGCACCUCGGGGGUUGGUAAAUGUGUUCUUUGUGUUCUGGGUGCUCCUCAGAGCCACCUGCUGCCCCAUUGUGAUACAGCCUUUAGAUAAGCACUUGGAUACCUUUUGAGAAAGGCCUACCUAGAGCACCCUAUGGAAAGUAAUCCCCACCUCUCAUACCAUUUGUUGUCUCAGUCUUUUGUUUGUAACCUUAUUUAUUUGUCUGUUUACCUUUUUGAGUGCUGUUUCCCAUCCUAGAAUGUAUGAGGGAAGAGACUGUGUGGAUACCUGCAUUCUUCAAUAUUGUAUUCUCAGCCCCUCCACAGUAUUUGGCACAUGUUGGGUGCACAGUAAAUACGGAAGUAGAGAAUGAACGCAUAUGCCAGUUUUCCUGUUGGGCAUUCAAUUCACUGGUUAGUAAGAGCUCUUCAUAUAUUAAAACCACUAAUCAUUUCUUUUUGUAUACUGCAGACAUUCUGCCUCUUCUCAGAUAUGUACCAGCUUAAUUCAUGAGAUCUUUGAUAUACAGACAUACUGUAUUUUUCAUUAGAUUUUUUUCAUGAAUCAUAUCAAUGUUAUAUAAUAUCUGUCCAUGUUUCUUUGAAAGUUUUUUAGAUUUGAAUCUUUACUCCAAAUGGAAUUUAUUUUUGAUAUAGAUGUGAUUUGUGAUUAAGGGUCUAAAUAUUUAUUUAGUUGUUGCAUCAUCAUUUAUUGAAAACUCCCUUUUCUACUGUUUUGAACACCCUACAUUUAUCAAAUAUUAAAUUCUUACAUCUAC